Molecule: messenger RNA, 2904 nt
Organism: Loa loa (African eye worm)
Lineage: Eukaryota; Metazoa; Nematoda; Chromadorea; Rhabditida; Onchocercidae
Exons: 27
Coding region: 1-2904 (967 amino acids)
Biological process (GO): double-strand break repair via homologous recombination
Cellular component (GO): Smc5-Smc6 complex
Molecular function (GO): ATP hydrolysis activity; ATP binding
Source: RefSeq, a predicted model, not a curated record
AUGAAUUUUAGACGUGAUUCAAAGCGUGAAAAGGAUCGAGUAUUAUCCAUUGUUUUGCAUCGACCCGGCAGUUCCCAUUAUUUUGUUGACGGUGAGAAAGUAACGCAGGCAAAAUUACGUGAUGUUGCUGAAAGCUACAAUAUCCAGAUUGAUAAUCCAUGCACGUUCCUGGCACAAGAUAAAGUGAAAAGUUUUGCAGAGCAAAAGCCGUAUGUUCUGCUUAAGAACACGGAAAAAGCUGUUGGGAAAAAACUGAUCGAGUUACACCAAAACAUUCGACAUAUACGAUAUGAUGAGUCACCUGUUUCGUAUACAAAAUAUUUGGAACGCCUUUUGAAUUCUGUGCAAAGUGAAUUGAAAACGUUGGUCCCUCUGACUGAAAAUUAUCGACGACGUGAAACAAUGCGAGAACGUAUUCGACUUCUUCAAUGCAAACAACUCUAUCUGAAGUGUUUGCAAGCAGAGGUGAUCGCGCACGAGAGAAUUAAAUAUAAACGGGUGAAAGAGGGGGAACUCGAAGAGAUGAGGAAAGCAAUGCUACCUAUCAAAAGUCACUUGAAAGAACAGGAAAUUAUCAAUGAAAGGCACAAACGCGAAGAAAAAAAUGCCAUGGACGAAUUGUUGUCAUUACGGAAGGAAACGGAAAAACUGCUUACAGCUGAAUCAGUAGAUGAAUUGAUAUUAAGUGUGACAAAAGAUUAUGAACGAGCUAAGAAAGAGUACAGUGAAUGGGAAGAACGAUUAAGUGCCACACGAGCCGAAUGUGUUCUUUUGGAAGAGAAACUUGCUGCUGCCAACCAAGAGUUCAUGUCUAUGGAGAACGAGAAUGCGGAAGUCAGAAAGGAAUAUUUGGAGUGGAAUAGAAAGGAGGAAGAAUUAGAUAAACAAAAAUCAGUCUUGAAUAAUAAAAUAGCUGAAAUCGAUUCCAAAAUACGAGCUGUUAAGGAAGCGAUCGACAUUGAUCAGCAGCCAUUUCGAAAGAAAUUUGAUGUUCUGAAAGGAAAUGGUAGAGAGAUGAAAUGUGACGAGGCAUGGCAAUGGUAUGAAUCGCAGAAAGAAAAGUUUCGAUAUCCGGUUUUGGUUCCUUUGUUAUUUAUGUCUUUGGUAAACGACGAUGCCGCAGUUUAUUUAGAAAAUAUCAUUGCACGUCGUGAUUUGUUGAUGUUCAUAUUUCGUUGCAAAGAAGAUGAAUUAUUGUUAACGGAUAAACGGCAUCCAUGGAAAAUUAAUUCAUGUAUCAUAAGCGAUGAAGAGAUAACACGCUUUGGAAAAGAGGAGUCGAUACCUGCGCAUUUAUCUUCCCUGGGAUUCACUUACAUGGCAUCAAACCUGUAUACUGCACCAGAUGCUGUGAAAGCAUAUUUGAACAACGUCGCAUCGUUGCACAAAAUUCCCAUUGGUACCCAAACAGCAGAAAAUCGCUUAGAUGAAGUUUGCGAAGCACUCAAGAAUUCUCAUCGUUUGUUUCUUACAAAUUCCUUGCGGGUACGAAUCUCAAUAUCUCGCUACAGUGGUAAUUUGUCGGUUCGAACGGAAGCAUUACGUACUUCCUUGCGACUUCUUACUGUUCAUACUGCUUUACCUAAAAGUAAUACGCAGAGUCUCAGUGAAUUGGAAAAACAAUUCACAAAGCUUAAGGGACUUGCGAAUGAGAUGCGAUUGGUUCAUGAGCGUAUCGGACAGACGGAAAAAAAUAUCGCAGAGGGACGAGAAAGAUGUCGUAGAAAGAUGGAUGCAUUUAUCAAAAAGAAGGAUGCGCGAAAUAUCAUUUCAAGUCAGCUGCGUUCGAAAGCUGCUAGAAUACAUGUCAUUGAAAAUGAUAAACCUGAUUUGAAUAUUGCUGCAAAGAAUUUUCAAAAAACCAAAGAUGAAAUCAUUGCAGAAUCGUUUGAACGGAUUGAAAAAGUUGCUAAAUUGAUGGAAAGAAGGAAAUCACUCAUCCAGAAUGCAUUAUUUGCAAGAUUAAGUGCGAAAAACAUGCUAAAGGAGUUGGAUAAGUUGCGGAAACGAUUGAAUUGCUUUGAGGAGGAAUAUGAGUCUAAAUCGGAAGAAAAGCAACGAUUGUAUGAAGCAAUCGGUAUUGAAGAUCCAUCUGCAAGCGAAGUAACCGAAGCAUUAGAAAUUUUGGAAAAGAAUUUUGAUUGCUAUGCAAUUCCGGCCACUGAUGAUGAGAUCGAACUCGAACUGGCACGUGAACAGGGAAAACUGGAUGCAUUACAUAGUGAAGGCGAAAAAAAGUUAGUUUCGGAUAUUGAACGUUUCGAAAAACUGACACGGGAGAGAGAAUCUCUCAUCAAAGAAUCGGCUGCUAGAAAAAAGAUGUAUGUCAGUGAGUGGGAAAACAAACUCAAUCGCUUGUUGGAAGAGUGGUUGCUUGAAUUAGAAAGUGUCGUUGGAAAACUGAAUCAGCAUUUCAGUUCCUUCUUUGAAAGUAUGGGAUGCUCUGGGGAAGUUCAUCUUUUGAAGCCUGAUGAUAAGCUUGAUAUUUUAAAUUAUGGCAUUGUAGUAACUGCCAAAUUUCGUGAAGGUGAAAGGCUUCGUCAAUUAACGCGUCAAACACAGUCAGGUGGUGAACGUAGUGUGAUCACAAUGUUAUAUAUUUUGGCAUUACAAAAAUUAACAGUAGUACCUUUUCGCUGUGUCGAUGAAAUCAAUCAAGGAAUGGAUCCAAGAAAUGAGAAGAUUGUAUUUAACAUGAUUGUAGAUAUGCUUUGCAAAGAUAAUGAUUUAGCAAAAACACAAUAUUUUAUACUCACUCCUAAACUAGUACCUGAUCUCAAAUUUAACGAAAAGACGAAAAUUCAUUGCAUUUAUAGCGGCGGAAAACUUGUUAAACGUGAAAAUUGGAAUGUUGCGGCGUUUCUUGACAGCAUGCAAAAUGAACAAAUGAUUACAAAUUCAUAA